UAGACAAUACGACAACUCAGAAUAUGUCACUAUCUUGUACUUUGUUGUUGUUCUUGUUCCACAUUGGUUUGUUGCUUUGUGGAUUCUGUUUUGCAGGUGAUCCAACUGCCAGUUAUGAACUUGAGUUCAGUUAUAUUACUGCUUCUCCACUUGGUGUUCCCCAACAGGUCAUAGCAGUGAAUGGUAAAUUUCCAGGUCCAACACUCAAUGUUACGACUAACUACAAUGUUGUCGUAAACGUCAAGAACAGAUUAGACGAAAGCCUCCUCAUUACAUGGCCCGGGAUAGAAAUGCGUCGAUCUUCUUGGCAAGACGGCGUGCUUGGCACGAACUGUCCCAUUCCGUCAAAAUGGAACUGGACAUAUCAUUUUCAAGUUAAGGAUCAGAUAGGUAGCUACCAUUAUGUUCCUAGUACUAAUUUUCAAAGAGCAGCAGGUGGAUUCGGUGGUUUCGUUGUCACAAACCGUAAGGUUAUAGCACUGCCUUUUGAUACUCCCGAUGGAGAUAUCGUGAUUACGAUUGGUGAUUGGUAUACUCGAAAUCACUCGGAUUUACGAGCUUCUCUUGAUAACGGAGAGGAGCUUGGUACGCCGGAUGGGGUUCUGAUCAAUGGCAAGGGCCCGUUUAAGUAUAGUUCCGUUGUUCCGGAUGGCAUUAACCAUACAACGCUUAACGUUGAUCCAGGAAAAACUUACAGAAUUCGCGUGAUCAAUGUCGGAGUCUCAACGUGUUUGAAUUUUCGGAUUCAGAGCCACAAUUUGCUUCUAGCGGAAGCGGAGGGACAUUAUACAUCCCAACAAAACUACACUAGCUUCGAUAUCCACGUGGGACAGUCUUACUCUUUUCUGGUUACUAUGGAUCAAAAUGCAAGUAGCGAUUUUUACGUUGUUGCAAGCCCGAGAUUUGUUAAUGAAUCAGUUUGGCAACGCGUCACAGGCGUUGCUAUUUUGCACUAUUCAAACUCCAAAGGACAUGCCUCGGGUCCUCUACCCGACGCCCCAAACGACGUUUAUGAUCGUUCGUUUGCAUUGAAUCAAGCCAUGUCCAUCAGGAUGAACAACAGCGCUAGUGGGGCCCGACCCAACCCGCAAGGCUCAUUUCAUUACGGUUCCAUUAAUGUAACAAACACAUAUGUCUUACGAAGCGCUCCACCAAUAAUGAUUAACGGAACACGUCGAGCUUCUUUUAAUGGAGUUUCAUUCGCUAAUCCGAAAAUUACACCAGUGAGGCUUGCUGACAGCCAUAAUGUGAAGGGUGCUUACAAACUCAACUUCCCAAAAACGCCACUAGAUGAACCGCCACGUAUAGCCAGAUCCAUCAUUAAUGAGACGUAUAAAGGAUUUGUCGAAAUCAUAUUACAGAAUAAUGAUACAGUUGUUCAAAGCUUUCAUAUGGAUGGUUACUCAUUUUUUGUUGUUGGGAUGGCGUACGGGAACUGGACAGAAGACAGUCGCGGUUCAUAUAACCGAUGGGAUGCUAUUUCACGCUCUACUACACAGGUUUUUCCUGGAGGAUGGACCGCAAUUCUUGUUUAUCUUGACAACGUCGGGGCGUGGAACCUUAGGACAGUGAAUCUCGAUAGAUGGUAUCUUGGGCAAGAAACAUAUAUAAGAAUAGUCAAUCCUGAAGAUCAUGAGCAGAAAACCGAAUUGCCGAUGCCUGAUAACGCUUUGUUCUGUGGUGCUUUGGGACACUUGCAAAGGCCACAAAAACAACUGUCUUCAGCUGGAUCAACCAUUCAAGAACAGUCAAAGUCAAGUUAUUUGAUGAUGUUGGCAUUUGCAGCUGUUGUUUAUAUGAUGAUCUAAGACUUUGAUGGUCAAAGUUAAUUGUUCAAAAGAGAGUUUGUGGGUCAUUAUUUGAAAUUUAGUGGUGUGAAGAGGCCAGUGAUACUUUUGUAGGUAGAAUUUAUGUGGUCUUUUUGUGUUUUUGCAAAGUGAAACACAAAUUUUUAACUUGUUUAUAUGAAAGAAAUUGAUUCGGAUUUAUGCUU
Messenger RNA from Helianthus annuus (common sunflower), 1993 nucleotides. Its product is annotated as monocopper oxidase-like protein SKU5. Gene Ontology annotation, cellular component: plasma membrane. NCBI's taxonomy places the organism in Eukaryota, Viridiplantae, Streptophyta, Magnoliopsida, Asterales, Asteraceae. Gene Ontology annotation, molecular function: copper ion binding; oxidoreductase activity. The transcript has 9 exons. Bases 24 to 1808 code for a protein of 594 amino acids. The record is from RefSeq and is a predicted model, not a curated record.